AUGGAUCCGGAAAAAAAUGUCAGGAAAUUGCGUAAACUUUUUGGAGUUUCCCAUACGAUACAAAAGCAGACCACAAGGCGUUUAAGUGUGACAGAUCAAGAAAGGGAAGAGAUAGAGCGAAAGCGAGGCCAACAAUUAAAAGAAUUGAGACAGCAGAGAAUAUCUAGAUUGGGUGCGAAUCAUCGCUAUGUUUUAGAAAUUGUGGCUGAUUUGAUGGGUACGGACACGGAGGAAAUAGUAACCGGGGUUGCUGAUGAGCAGUCCUUUGUUGAUUUACUGUCUGGCAUGUUUGAGAAACAAGGUCCUCGUGCGUGUAUGAUUAGUUAUGCUACUAUGGAAGGUUAUCCGGCUGAUUCAGGAAGAUAUGUUGAGAGUAUGAAACGGCAGUUGGUUAAGCGCACUGUAGUUCAUCGUAGUGAUACCGUAGAAUUGUUUGGUAAAUGGGUCAUCGUCUACCGUAAUAACAACAAAAAGGCUCUCGAAAAUCGUACAGUGUCCGAUGAUUUGGCAUUGUUUUGCUGGAAUGCUGAUAAAAAAGAUCUUUGCUUAUAUGUUAUAAAAAGUUUUAUGGAUCGGGUACUUACAAAGUCCUUAGAAGCCGUAACUGAGUUUGGCGUAGCUGAAAUGGAUCAGAAACGUAAAUUCUUCCACACUCUCGACAUGUUUAAUAUAUUUUUAAGGUCGUCAGAAGCCACUGUUUCUUCUCGAGUCAAUUUUGACGUAUCUCAUGAACUAUAUAAGGGAUUUCUUUUAGUUAAAUAUCAAAUUGAAUCAAGUUCAAAAGAUAUGAAUCGCGUACGAUCAGUGGAGCGCUAUUUCGGUCAAUGGAUGCGCCAGAUACAGGGCAUAUUAGUAGAGGGUAAACAAAUCUUGAAAGACGGGCCCGAUGUUGGACCUCUUCAAAUGUUAGUUAAUUGGCGUAGAAUGUUGGCGCGUUACACUUCCAUAAAAGAAUUUGUUUCCUCCAAGCCUUUCAACAAUCACAAAAUUUGUCUCACCUUAUCCCGAUCAUCAAAACUCUUAAAAAAAUGGGCUGAAAUUGAUAACCAAGUAACGUUAGUUCUAAACGAGGCCAAAGAUAAUGUUAGAUACAUAACGUCACUACAAAAAUUUUGGGAUCCAUUAUACAGGUCUUCACCGGACGGUAUCAUAAGUAGUUUGCCUGGGUUGAUGGUGGCUAUACGUAAUGUAUCAAAAACCGCUCAUUAUUUUAAUACACCCAGCAAUGUAACCGGUCUCUUUGUCAAAAUAUCGAAUCAGUUAACGAUUACAAGUAAAAAUUACCUUACUGAUAACGGACAUGUUAUGCAAAGUUAUAAAGAGCAAUAUUACGAAACUUGCAAGGAGAUGUCCGAUGCCGCCGAGAAACCUUGGAUCGUGUCUUCCGUAUACAUAUUUACUUGUUUGGAGAAGUUCCUGGAUCGUCUGGACAAGAUAAAAGUAAUUUUUAAUACGGAAAUAACAUAUUCGGUUCUGGAUCGUAUACGCAUUAGCGGUAUGGAAAAGUUCAGUGCUAUGAUUAAGGGAGCACGGGCCACAAUUAGUUCUAAACCUUAUGAUCCAUUAAAUUACCGUAUCGAAACAUUUGACAUGGACUUUCAGAAAUUUAUUAAAGAGGUCGAGAGGGCAGAAGUGGGAAUGCAACAAUUUGUGAAACAGCAAAUUGCUGAUGUACCCAUAGCCGAAUCGGUUAUCUUGAUAUUAAAGCGUUUUGAGCGUUUGAACUUGGAAUGCCUAUGUUUAGAUCGACGUUAUUUGGAAGUUGCGGAAAUGUUGGAACAGGAAAUGUUUUUGUUGAAAGAUGUUUACAACGAGGAACGUGGCAAUCCAUUUAUCGCUCGUAACAUGCCGCCCGUGGCAGGCCGGAUUAUGUGGAUUCGUUCGAUUUUUAAGAAAAUCGAUGAGCCUAUGAAAGUUUUGAAAGUGCGUCAGUGUGUUUUGGCUCACAAGAAAGCUCAGAGAACAGUUCGUUAUUACAAUUAUAUGAAUGGGAUUAUAUGCCACUAUGAAAUGACCUACCAUAAGGCUUGGUUCGAUUAUGCUGAGGAGGUCCGUUGUCUAUUGAACUCGCCUAUUUUGGUAUGCAACAAGGAAUCUGCAGAAUACACCAUUAAUUUGGAUCCAGCUAUUAAGCAAUUGAUUAAAGAAACGGAAUGGAUGUGGAAACUAAAAUUAGAAGUUCCAAAUGUUGCCGCUGUGGUUACUUAUUGUAAAUUGCGCAUACUACGCCCAGCUGAGAAAUUAAGGAUUGCCCUAAAAACAUUCGAUAGGCUGCGUUCAAGCAUUACGCCCGUGUACAUAAACAUAAUGCGUUUUCGUCUGCAAGAAAUUUCUGUUCUACUUAAGCCUGCCUUAUCCACAGUCACAUGGUUGUCAGAAAAUUUAGAAGAUUUUGUUGUAGAUGCAGAAAAACAAAUUGACGCAAUUGAUCUUUUUUAUAGGAUGGUCUUAAAUAUCGACGAAAUACGUAUAAAUCAAGAAAUGCAUUCACUACAAAAUUAUUUAUACGUUUACAAGCCUAGUGCGCCCGUUACUUCAGAAAAAUUUUAUGAAUCGUGUAACGACUUGCUUCAAGAUAUUCAAAAAGAAUUGGAGAAGAAAUCUGUGUGUAUGGAAAGGGCAGUAAUUGAUCUAUGCAAUAUGUUUGUGGAGUUGUUAAAUUUUGGUCCCGUUGACUCUAAAGGUCGUCGUGUGUUUCAAUUGCCUCCUGAAAAAAUUACCGACGCUAAUUGGCGUGUUGAAGGCAAUAUGCCGAUUGAUAAAUGGGACUGGAUUCAAUUUCAAAAAAUAUAUCGAACUAUUUAUUUGGUACCGGAUGACGUCCUCAAGACUUUGCAAUUUAAAAACUACGAAAAUAUACGAUAUGAAUUGCAUCAUUUACGUAACGAUUGCAUGGAUUUAUUCUCAUAUUACAAUUCGAAAAUGAUUUCUUCAUUGGUUGGAUGUUCGAAAAGAUCUCUAGAUUUCGUUCGCUAUAGUAUUCUAAGAACAAAUUGGCGAACCGAUCCGCAACCGCCAAUUUUAUAUAGUGCAAUGGAUGUUGACUUGGAAAAUGGUUGCAGUAUAGAUCCAAAUUUGGAAAAUAUGCAAGCGAAUUUUCAUCGAGCAAUUCUGUGCUGCACAGAGAUUAACUAUUUCGUGACAACGUGGGGUAAACAAGCAAAAACGUUCGCUAGGAAGUCGCGUCGUGUAACAAUUGAUGAAAAUCGUUACGAACGUAACUACUAUCGUUACGUCAUCGAGCAUAAAGAUAUUAUACGAGCGGUUCAAAACUUGGCAACCGGUUUGAUGAUGUAUAAGCCAGACAUUGACGACUUUUUGAAGGAACAAUUCGAAAAAUAUAAAUACCUAUGGAGUGCUGAACGUGAAAACAUGAUCCAAGCAUUCGUUAACACAAGUCCAUUGACAGUUGAUAUAAGAGAUAAAUUUAUCUACUAUGAUAAUAUCACAACCGAUUUGGAAACGAAGCAUGCAAGGCAUAUAAUCGGACCGAUUGAAAUACGCAUGGAAAAGGCAUUUAUGAAAUUUGUCGAAGAAUCGAAAAAAUGGAAGACUGCUUUAGGUCAGUUAUUAAGCGCUCAGUACAAGAAACAAUUAGAUGAAAUGGUGGACUUCAUUUCGGAACAGGAAAACAUAUUGGGUAAACCUAUAAACGAUUUAGACGAUGUACGAUUAGCGAUGAUGUGCUUGGAGAAAGUACGGGAUAACUUUAUAGAAAUGGAUAUGGAGUUAACUCUUAUUACUGAUACAUAUGCUUUGUUCGCUCAAUAUAAUAUUUACAUUCCGCAAGAUGACUACGAUAAGGUGGACAGUCUACAGUUGUCCUUCAAUAAAAUGUUAGAUAAUGCCAAGAAAGUUUCGCAAAAGAUUUCGGAAAUGGAAGGUCCCUUAUUACAGGAACUGAACGACGGUAUCGCUACUUUCGUUAUGGAAUUGGAUAAAUUUAAUGAAGACUUCGUGGCUAACGGUCCUAUGGUAGAAGGUAUUUCUGCCAAGGAAGCUAGUGAUCGCGUGUUCAUAUUUCAAAAUCGUUUCGAUGAAUUGUGGCGUAAAUACGAAAUGUACAGCAGCGGCGAAAAGUUAUUCGGCUUACCAAUAACUGAGUAUCCAAUCCUGCAGCAACGCAAACGAGAAUUCGGUUAUCUGAAUCGCCUGUAUUCAUUGUACAUUCAAGUAUUGAAGACUAUUUCGGAUUAUUAUGAAAUGCCUUGGGCCGAGGUGGACAUUGAACGCAUUAGUACAGAAUUGGCCGACUUUCAAGUUAGAUGCCGCAAAUUGCCCAAGGGCAUGCAAUCGUGGCCGGCUUUCAUCGAUUUGAAAACUAAAAUUGACGAUUUUAAUGAGACUUGUCCCUUACUUGAAUUAAUGACCAAUAAGGCCAUGAAAGAACGUCAUUGGGUCCGUUUAAAUGCUCUCUUAAAAUCAGAUUUUGAUCCUACAAGCGCUAAAUUUACCUUGGGAAAACUUUUGGAGGCGCCUAUAUUAAAACACAAAGAAGAUGUCGAAGACAUUUGCGUAGGUGCCAGUAAAGAAUUAGAUAUCGAAGCCAAGCUUAAGCAAGUCAUGACUGACUGGUCAGUAGUUAAUAUACAAUUGGGAAUGUUCAAAAAUCGGGGAGAGCUUGUGUUGAAAGGUGGCGAAACAUUGGAAAUAAUAGCUUCUUUGGAGGAUAGCAUAAUGGUCAUGAAUUCCCUAUCAUCGAAUCGUUAUAACGCUCCCUUUAAAAAGGAAAUCCAAUUGUGGUUGGGCAAGUUAGUAGGAACUGGAGAAAUUUUAGAGAAAUGGUUAAUGGUGCAGAAUCUGUGGAUUUACUUGGAAGCGGUGUUCGUGGGUGGUGAUAUAUCUAAACAAUUACCAUUGGAAGCUAAACGAUUUUCUAAUAUUGAUAAGAAUUACGUUAAGAUAAUGUAUCGAGCACGUGAGAUACCGAAUGCGGUUGAAUGCUGCACUGGAGAUGAAACGUUGGCUACGUCAUUGACAUGGCUUCUGGAUCAAUUAGAGACUUGUCAAAAGUCUUUGACUGGAUAUUUGGAAUCAAAGCGUUUAUUGUUUCCCCGAUUUUUCUUUGUCUCGGAUCCAGUACUUUUGGAAAUUUUGGGUCAAGCUUCCGAUCCUACAUCUAUUCAACCUCAUUUACUAAGCAUUUUUGAUGCAGUAGCGACCGUCGACUUUCAGGAAAAAACUAAUGAUGUGAUCACUAUUAUGAAUUCUGCAAAUAACGAGAAGGUGCCGUUAGAAAAUCCCGUACAAUGUUCGGGCAGUGUGGAACUUUGGUUGAAUCGUUUGCUCAAAGAAAUGCAAGAUACGAUACGGACAGUAUUGGCUGGAAUGGCUAUUAGCUUAAACGAUCCGGAAUUUAAUUUUGCAGAAGAAUUUCCUUCAUUUUGUGGCCAAGCUGGUGUAAUAGGAGUUCAACUUUUGUGGACAAGAGAUGCGGAAUACGCUUUAAGAAAGUGUCGCACCGAUAAAACUAUAAUGAAGCGAACUAACGCUAAAUUCUUGGCUUUGCUCAACCAUUUCAUUGAUUUGACAGUGAAAGAUUUAACUAAAUUAGACCGAAUUCGAUUUGAGACAAUGGUUACAAUUCAUGUACAUCAGAGAGAUAUUUUCGAUGAUUUAUGUCAACUACGUAUUCGCUCGGCUGGAGACUUCGAAUGGCAAAAGCAAGCUCGUUUUUAUUACAAUGAGGACAAUGACGACAUAAUAGUAGGUAUAACAGAUGUAAACUUUAUAUACCAAAAUGAAUAUCUGGGCGUGACGGAACGUUUGGCUAUCACCCCUUUGACCGACAGAUGUUACAUCACUUUAGCCCAAGCUAUUGGUAUGAGUAUGGGAGGGGCUCCCGCUGGACCCGCUGGUACUGGAAAAACUGAGACUACGAAAGAUAUGGGUCGAGCUUUGGGUAAAUUGGUGGUAGUAUUUAAUUGUUCAGAUCAAAUGGAUUUCAGAGGUUUGGGCCGAAUUUACAAAGGAUUGGCACAGUCGGGCUCAUGGGGCUGCUUUGAUGAAUUUAAUCGUAUUGAAUUGCCAGUGUUGUCCGUAGCAGCUCAACAAAUUUACAUCGUGUUAACGGCUCGCAAAGAAAAACGCACUACUUUUAUAUUCAGUGAUGGUGACAUCGUUUCAUUAAAUCCCGAAUUCGGGCUAUUUAUUACCAUGAAUCCUGGUUACGCUGGAAGACAGGAAUUACCUGAGAAUCUUAAGAUUAUGUUCCGUACAGUAGCUAUGAUGGUUCCAGAUCGUGCUAUCAUCAUUCGAGUUAAAUUGGCGAGUUGUGGCUUUAAGGAAAACCUCAUAUUGUCGCGUAAAUUUUUCACAUUGUACAAAUUGUGCGAAGAACAACUAUCCAAACAAGUUCAUUACGAUUUUGGUUUACGAAAUAUCUUAUCAGUGCUGCGUACUCUUGGCGCCCAAAAACGUUCGAAUCCCUCAGACACUGAAGAAACUAUUGUAAUGAGAGUUUUACGAGAUAUGAAUGUCUCAAAAUUAAUUGAUGAAGAUGAAGGUUUAUUCCUAUCCCUAAUUGAGGACAUGUUCCCGGGUAUAAAACUAACCACAGCUGUGUAUAAGGAUUUGCAGAAAGCUAUAUCUAACGCGGUCGAGGAGUACGGCUACAUGAAUAAUCCUGAAUGGAAUUUAAAGGUUGUGCAAUUGUACGAGACAUCGCUGGUCCGGCACGGGUUGAUGUUAAUGGGUCCUACUGGUUCUGGUAAAACGAGUUGCACUUUGACGAUGUUGAAAUGUUUUACUGAAAUGGGGAGACCUCACAAGGAGAUGAGAAUGAAUCCAAAGGCUAUUACGGCUCCUCAAAUGUUUGGCCGUUUGGAUGUAGCAACGAAUGAUUGGACCGAUGGUAUAUUUUCCACCUUAUGGCGUCGUUCGCUAAAAGUUCCUAAAAAUCAUAAUACUUGGAUUGUGUUAGACGGUCCGGUGGAUGCUGUAUGGAUUGAGAACUUAAACUCAGUCUUAGAUGAUAAUAAAACUCUGACCUUGGCUAAUGGUGAUCGUAUUAAAAUGGCAGAUAACUCAAAAUUGGUAUUUGAACCGGAUAACGUAGACAAUGCUUCCCCGGCUACGGUUUCCCGAGUAGGCAUGGUUUUCAUGAGCUCUUCAGUUUUAAAAUGGGUCGUUUAUAAAGAUGCUUGGGUGAAAAAACGGUCGGCUACUGAGCAGGAUGUUUUCCAAAAAUGCUAUGAAGCCAUUUAUGAUGAUGCGCAUGUUUAUUUACAAACAAAAUUAAUAGCUAAAAUGAAAAUUUUGGAAGCUAUAUAUAUAAAGCAAAUGUUAGAAAUUUUAGAUGGAUUAUUAGCAGAUACCAGUAAUCGAUCUGAUCGCUACUUGGAGCGUACUUUCUUGUUCGCUCUGAUGUGGACUUUAGGUGCUGUAUUGGAAAUUGGGGAACGUGAUAAGUUAGAAGAGUUCUUUCUAAAACAUCCCUCAAAGCUUAAAUGGCCGAAAAAGCAGCCCGGCGAAACGGUUUUCGAGUACUAUGUAGACGACAAUGGCAUUUGGCAGCAUUGGAACAACCGAGUCGAACGUUUCAUUUAUCCGGAGGACAGCAUACCGGAAUUCUCGGCAAUUUUAGUUCCAAAUGUGGACAAUGUACGCACAGCAUUUUUAAUGCACAAUAUAUCCAAGCAACGGAAACAGGUAUUGCUCAUUGGAGAACAAGGCACUGCUAAAACAGUAAUGAUUAAAGGAUAUAUGUUAACCUACGAUCCCGAAGUGCAUUUAUACAAAUCAUUCAACUUCUCAUCUGCUACCACUCCUAACAUGUUUCAGCGAAUUAUUGAGUCGUAUGUUGAAAAAAGGGUUGGCACCACCUAUGGUCCUCCCGGUCAACGUUCAAUGACUGUGUUUGUCGAUGAUAUUAAUAUGCCCAUAAUCAAUGCUUGGGGCGAUCAAGUCACUAAUGAAAUUGUUCGCCAAAUGAUUGAACAGCACGGUUUUUAUUCUUUGGAAAAGCCUGGCGAUUUUUCGACAAUUAUGGAUAUUCAAAUUUUAUCUGCCAUGAUACAUCCCGGUGGGGGUCGGAAUGAUAUACCAAAUAGAUUAAAGCGUCAUAUGGCCAUAUUUAAUUGUACUUUGCCCAGUAAUAAUUCUAUGGAUCAGAUAUUCAGCCAAAUUGGUUGCGGUUAUUUUUGUUUAGCUCGAUUUGAAGAGGAGGUGGUAAACGUUGUUCCGUCAUUAGUACCUUUAACGCGCGUAUUCUGGCAACAUGUUAAAGGCAAGAUGUUACCAACGCCUUCCAAUUUCCACUACGUGUUUAACCUUCGUGAUUUGUCACGUAUUUGGGAAGGUAUCUUAAAGGUUGCCGGAGACGAAUGUAAAACCGUUUCAGACAUAUUAAAACUUUGGCGCCAUGAAUGUACGCGCGUAAUAGCAGACCGCUUCACCGAUUUUAAAGACACAAUAUGGUUUUUGGAGCGAAUGAAGAAAGAUGCUGCAGCGCUUCUUGGCGAAUAUUUUGAAGAAUUCCCCGAAGAAGAAACUUUCUUUGUAGACUUUCUAAGGGACCCUCCGGAUGUAGGGGAAGAUGACGAAGAUGUUUCUCUUGAGCCGCCAAAAAUUUAUGAGGAAAUACCUAGUUUGGAAAAAGUGAAGGAGCGAGUUACAUGGUAUAUGGGGCAAUUCAACGAGUACGUGCGAGGUUUCCAUAUGGAUUUGGUAUUCUUCCGUGACGCGUUAGUACACCUGAUGAUUGUUUCUCGAAUAGUAAGCAUGCCACGAGGUAACGCUUUGUUGGUUGGCGUUGGCGGAUCAGGCAAACAAAGCUUGACACGCUUGUCAUCCUUUGUUGCGGGUUACAAGUUCUUUCAAAUUACUCUAACCAGGGCAUAUAACGUGAACAAUUUGACGGAUGACUUGAAAUAUUUAUAUCGCACCGCUGGCUUGGAAGGAAGGGGUAUUACUUUCAUUUUUACGGAUAACGAAAUUAAGGACGAAGCCUUUUUAGAAUUUAUUAAUAACAUAUUAAGUUCCGGUGAAAUAGCCAACUUGUUCGCCAAAGAUGAAAUGGAUGAAAUUUACAAUGAAAUCAUACCUAUUAUGAAAAAAAUUCAACCCCGCAGGCCUCCAACACAAGAUAAUCUAUACGAUUUUUUCCUAUCACGAGCUCGUUCCAAUCUUCACGUUGCAUUAUGUUUCUCUCCUAUUGGUGAAAAAUUCCGUGCCCGAGCUUUGAAAUUUCCUGGUUUAAUAUCUGGGUGCGUCAUUGACUGGUUUCAAAAGUGGCCGGAAGAUGCCCGAGUUGCUGUGUCGCGACAUUAUCUAAAAGAUUUUGAAAUAAUUUGCGACCCGGCGGUGAAAGAACAAGUUAUUGACAUAAUGAGUUGGAUUCAUGAAGUCGUGUCGGAGGCAUGCCUUUCCUACUUUGAAAGAUUUCGACGUACCACUUUCGUUACUCCAAAGUCGUUGAUAUCUUUCUUGGAGAGCUAUAAAAAACUAUAUAAGGAAAAACAAAACAACAUCGUCGUGAUGGCUGAACGAAUGUCCUCGGGCUUGUAUAAGCUGGAUGAAGCUGGAGCUUCCGUGUCCGUUCUUAAAAAAGAAUUAGUAGAAAUGAACAAAGUAAUUACUGUAGCAACUGAAGAAGCUGAAGUGGUAUUGCAAACUGUGGCAGAGUCUACGGCGGCCGCCGAGAUUAUAAAGACACAAGUGGCGGAAAAAAAAAGCCAAGCUGCAGAGUUGGUGAAAUCAAUUUCGGCUGAUAAGGAAGUGGCCGAAGCAAAACUAGAAAAAGCUAGACCAGCUUUGGAGGAAGCCGAAGCAGCUUUAAAAACUAUUAAAGGUUCCGAUAUUGCCACGGUGCGAAAAUUGGGAAAACCGCCCUACCUAAUCACCUUGAUUAUGGAUUGCGUUUGUAUAUUAUUUCGAAAGCGCGUAAAGCCCGUAAGACCCGACAUGGAAAAGGCUUUUUUGCAAAGCUCUUGGGAAGAGUCCCUAAAAGUAAUGUCCGACACAUCCUUUUUAAAAAAGAUUGUGGAAUAUCCUACCGAUCUUAUUAAUGCUGAAAUGGUGGAUCUUAUGCUGCCUUAUUUUAAUUACAGUCUUUAUACAUUCGAAGCUGCCAAGGUCGCUUGCGGCAAUGUGGCUGGUCUGCUUUCGUGGACGAUUGCUAUGGCUAAAUAUUAUGAAGUUAACAAAGAGGUUUUACCUCUCAAAGCGAAUUUAGCAGUUCAAGCAGCCAAGUAUGCUAAAGCAGCCAGUGACUUGCAAGAAGCGGAAGAUUUGUUUGCUGCUAAAGAGCGCGAAUUAGCUAAAGUGCAGCAACAGUUUGAUGAGGCCAUAGGCAAGAAAAAUGCUGUAUUGGAGGAAGCCCAAAAAUGUCAAGAUAAGAUGGAUGCUGCAACAGCUUUAAUAAGUGGAUUAGCAGGCGAAAAAAUAAGAUGGACUGAACAAAUUGCACAAUUUAAAAGCGAAACUGAACGCUUAGUAGGUGAUGUUAUUCUUUUGACAGCUUUCUUAUCCUAUACCGGGCCCUUCAAUCAAGAAUAUCGCAGUGACUUGCAAGGGCAGUGGUUAAAACAAAUUGUUGAGCGUCACAUACCUAUUUCAUCGAAUAUUAGUAUCAUAGAAAGUCUUACAGAUCGAACGCAAAUAGGCGAAUGGAAUUUGCAAGGAUUGCCGUCGGAUGAAUUAUCCAUACAAAAUGGUAUAAUUGCAACUAAAGCGGUAAGAUUUCCUUUGCUUAUCGAUCCCCAAUCGCAGGGUAAAGCGUGGAUUAAAAAUAAAGAAAAAGAAAACAACCUAAUUGUCACCAACUUAGCGCAUAAAUAUUUUCGCACCCACAUUGAAGAUGCUGUUAGCAUGGGCUUACCCGUCAUCAUUGAAGACGUAGGCGAAGAAUUAGAUCCCUGCUUGGAUAACGUGUUGGAUCGCAAUCUUCUUAAAGUAGGCACUACGUAUAAAAUAAAGUUAGGUGAUAAAGAAAUUGAUUAUAAUGCCGACUUUCGUUGUUAUAUCACUACUAAAUUACCGAAUCCAGCGUACACACCCGAAGUAUCAGCUCGAACAUCUAUAAUUGACUUCACUGUUACGAUGAAAGGUUUAGAAGAUCAGUUGCUGGGUAGAGUAAUUUUAACUGAACGUAAGGAAUUAGAAGAAGAGCGCACAAAUUUGGUUGAAACUGUAACUGGAAAUAUGAAAAAAAUGAAGGAACUUGAAGCAAAUCUGCUGCAUAAAUUAUCUACCACUCAAGGCAGCUUGCUGGACGAUGUGACAGUAAUAGAAGUGCUAAAUACGAGUAAAAAUACUGCUAUAGAAGUCAAAGAGAAGUUGGAUAUUGCAAAAGUAACUGAAGCCAAAAUUAAUGCGGCACGAGAGGAAUAUCGACCUGUGGCUACCAGAGGCAGUGUGCUUUAUUUUUUGGUUUGCACAAUGGCUAAAGUAAACGUGAUGUACCAAACGUCUUUGGUUCAGUUUUUAGAUCGCUUUGACGCCAGUAUGCACAAUUCGGCUAAGACACAUAUCACGCGAAAAAGAAUUAAAAGAAUAAUAACAUACCUAACGUUUGAAAUCUAUCGUUACAAGUCGCGUGGUCUUUAUGAAAAGGAUAAAUUUCUUUUCGUUUUGUUAAUGGCUUUAAAUAUAGAUCGCCAAUUAGACCUCGUCGGCUACGAAGAGUUCCAAAAUUUCAUCAAAGGCGGUGCUGCUUUAAAUUUAAACGAUUGCCCGCCCGUUCCGUUUCGUUGGAUUACCGAUGAAACUUGGCUAAACUUGGUACAACUCUCACAUUUAGGACCGUUUGCAAAUAUUUUGAAUAAGGUCUCGAAUAAUGAACGUGCUUGGCUAGCGUGGUAUAAAAAGGAUUGUCCAGAAAAUGAAGUAAUUCCUGACGGUUUCAACUCGCUGGAUCCUUUUCGUCGUUUACUUUUAAUAAGGUCCUGGUGUACAGAUCGGACUUUAUCUCAGUGUCGUAAAUAUAUAGCAAAUUCAUUAGGUGAUCGUUUUGCCGAACCAGUAAUUUUACAGUACGAUGGACUUUUGGAAGAGAGCAAACCUCUCAUGCCAAUAAUAUGCUUUUUAUCGAUGGGCUCAGAUCCAUCGUCAAACAUCGAAGCUUUGGCUAAAAAGAAUGAACUUAAAUGCUUUCCUAUUUCAAUGGGCCAAGGUCAAGAAAUACACGCUCGUAAAUUAGUUUCGAAUUGCUUGGAAGAUGGAGGUUGGGUUUUGCUUCAAAACUGUCAUUUGGGCUUGGACUAUAUGAAUGAACUUACGUUACUCUUAUUGGACUUGGAACGUGGCGAGGAAUCUGCUUUUAGCAAGAACUUUCGUGUUUGGAUUACAACGGAACCUCAUGAUUCUUUCUCGAUCACAUUGCUGCAAAUGUCUUUAAAAUUUACUAAUGAACCUCCAGCAGGCAUCCGCGCUGGUCUGAAGAGAACUUAUUCCAAUUUGUCUCAGGAUUUUCUAGAUUAUUCUCAGUCGCCCUUUUACCAUCCUUUGGUGUUCGCAAUAUCCUUUUUGCACUCUGUCGUGCAAGAGCGUCGAAAAUUUGGUCCUCUUGGUUGGAAUAUACCAUACGAAUUCAAUUCUGCUGAUUGGUAUGCCAGUUGCUUAUUUGUACAAAAUCAUCUGGAUGAUUUAGAAACCGGGAAGGGUAUCAGCUGGACCACGGUAAGGUACAUGCUGGGAGAGGUACAGUAUGGGGGUCGCGUUACUGAUGAUUAUGACAAACGCCUACUAAACACUUUUGGUCGCGCUUGGUUUCAUGAUCAUCUUUUCGAUGAAGCCUUCGAAUUCUAUAAAGGCUAUAAGAUAUUUAGUUUUAAAGAACAAGAAGCUUACUUGGCAGCUAUCGAGGAGUUGCCUAACAUAGAUCCACCGCAAGUAUAUGGUUUUCAUUCGAAUGCUGAAAUUACUUAUCAGACUAACACGACUAGAAGCAUUUUGGACACUAUAGUCGCUAUACAGCCAAAAGAGUCUUCUAGUGGUGGCGGCGAGACUCGUGAAGAUAAAGUAGCUCGUAUGGUUAAAGAAAUGCAAUCAAAGGCUCCAAUGCCAUAUGAUCUCUUUGAAGUGAAAGAGCGUCUGAAAUUAAUGGGAGCUCUCAGCUCGAUGAAUAUAUUUCUCAGACAAGAAAUCGAUCGUAUGCAGAGGAUCAUUAUUUUGGUAAGAGCGACUCUGAAGGACCUUUUAUUGGCAAUAGAAGGCACUAUCAUCAUGAGCGAGCAAUUGCGAGAUGCCCUCGAUAAUAUAUUUAAUGCACGUGUGCCUGCCGUUUGGCAGCGAGGAAGCUGGGCGUCCUCGACCCUUGGAUUUUGGUUUACUGAAUUAUUAGAGAGGAAUCAACAAUUUCACACAUGGUGUUUUAAUGCAAGGCCCGUCGUUUUCUGGAUGUCCGGGUUUUUCAAUCCCCAAGGUUUUCUGACGGCUAUGAAACAGGAAGUAGCUCGCGCUCAUCAAGGAUGGGCUUUGGAUCAAGUUUCCAUGACUAAUGAAGUUUUGAAAAUAAGCUUAGAUGAAGCGAAGAAACCACCCAAAGAAGGCAUUUAUGUACACGGUUUGUUUUUGGAUGGCGCUGGAUGGGAUCGUAAAACUUCACGCCUGGUUGAAUCUGCCAAUAAAGUUCUCUAUGUUCUGAUGCCUGUGGUGCAUAUAUCAGCCAUUAAUUCUGUUGCACCAAAAAGCCCUAAGUUGUACCAGUGCCCGGUCUACAAGAAAAUAAAUCGCACGGAUUUAAACUAUAUAUCACCUUUGUGGUUGAAUACUGUGAGAAACUCAGAUCACUGGAUCAUUAGAGGAGUGGCCCUUUUGUGUGAUAUUAAAUAA
Glossina fuscipes is the source of this 13773-nucleotide messenger RNA. RefSeq names its product dynein heavy chain 8, axonemal (gene kl-3). Bases 1 to 13773 code for a protein of 4590 amino acids. The record is from RefSeq and is a predicted model, not a curated record. Gene Ontology annotation, biological process: microtubule-based movement. The transcript has 32 exons. Gene Ontology annotation, molecular function: dynein light intermediate chain binding; ATP hydrolysis activity; ATP binding. Gene Ontology annotation, cellular component: dynein complex. NCBI's taxonomy places the organism in Eukaryota, Metazoa, Arthropoda, Insecta, Diptera, Glossinidae.